UGUGUGGACAGUAUUAUCGGCGACGCGAUGGCCGUCGCCGACGAUCACCUGAUCGGCGAGUGUUGUCUGGAUGUGAACUGCGGUGUCGGCGGUCAGGAGGCGAUGCUCUUCACCAAAGAGUUGUUCGACGUUUACGUCAGUCUCUGUGCGCACAAGAACUGGAACUAUUCGGUUGCGGACAACGAUUGCGAUACCGUUGCCGGCGGUUCCCGACACUCGUCGCUCAUCAUAUCGGGAACCGAUUGCUAUCGACUCUUGAGACACGAGGCGGGCGUUCAUCGGGUCCAACGGUUCCCGAAGACAGACCGGCAUAGAGUGCACACAUCGACCGCAACGGUGGCCGUAAUACCCGUCCGGCACGACGUGAUUGACAUCAAAGACAAGGAUCUGGUGUUUACUAUGACCACAUCGCAGGGCGCGGGCGGACAACACGUGAACCGUACGCUUACGUGCGUUCGCGUCAAACACUUGCCGACGGGAGUGACCACUGAGUGUCAGGAGACCCGAAGUCAGCUCCAGAACAAAGCGAUUGCUUUAACGAAACUCAAAGCGAUUAUCAAUCAAAUGGCGUACGAGAAGAAGCGAUCCGAAGACGUGACCACAAAGAGGGCGCAGAUAGGGAUCGCCGCCCGAAGCGAUAAGAUCAGGACAUAUAACUUCCCGCAGAAUCGCAUUACAGACCACCGCCUGAGCGAUGAUAUCCACGACAUCGAGUCCUUCAUGAGAGGAAAUUCAGACAAAUUGUUGUAUUUUCUCAACAAAUUAGAGGAACAGAGGCUCGCGUUUAUGAUGCAGAAGAUUAGGGAACAUUUGGAUCAGUUCUUGAGCUGA
Molecule: messenger RNA, 831 nt
Organism: Medioppia subpectinata
Lineage: Eukaryota; Metazoa; Arthropoda; Arachnida; Sarcoptiformes; Oppiidae
Source: the annotation of a GenBank genome assembly